GUAGUCGGUAGUCAGCGAUAAACGAUGGUCAAUUUGCAUUCGACUGUUUCGGGUGAUCGUUCAUGUAAUUGCGUGCGGUUCACUUGCACCACUUGUACUUUAUUUACCUAUGUGUAAAGUUCAGUUUUUGUUAUGACGUUACGGAUUAUUUGGUUUUUUAUUUUAAUUGAUGUUAUUAUCGAUGCCCGAAAAAACUGCGGAAAAAACGACAUCCACUUCGAGAAAAUCCUCGGCUUGAAACCCUCCGACCGCAACGUCCCGCUCCUCCUGUACCAACCCGCCUCCAACACCACCGCCCCCAUCACCACCCAGUGCCUCGAGAAAUGCCAAAGCAACCCCGAAUGCCAAAGCUUCGUCGUCUACUUCAACGUCAGCACCUGCUACUGGUUCAGAGCCGCCGUCACGGGGGCCCAGGAGCUGGAGCUGGACGCCGACACCGCCUGGUUCACCAAAGUGUGCCUCAAGGCCCCCAAGUGCGAAAAACUGUGGGUCUUUGAGCGCGUCCCCGGCGCCACUCUGGUCGGAAGCGACACCAAAGCACUGCCAUCCCUCACCCGCCUCGAGUGCCAACAAAGCUGCCUCAACGAGAGGCAGUUCGACUGCAGAUCGGCCAAGUUCAAGAUUAACUCGAAUUACGGCCCCGGUGACGAAGUCAGAGGGACGUGCGUUUUGAGCGAGGUUGACAGGCAUGUCAUGCCCUCGGCAUAUCGGGCAUCAACUUACGACGAUGAGUACUUUGAGAAUCAGUGCUCGAAGCCCGAUGAAGACGAGGACGGGUUUUGCACGUACGAGGAGUACGAUAAUGCGACGCUGGGUCACAGCGACUUGUUUUUCCAAAAUCAGACCAAAGAGAGCUGUCGCAGUUUGUGCGAGGAGACGCAGAUUUUUAAUUGUAGGGGGUAUAGUGUAGUGAAGAGGAACCGCUCCUUUGAUUGUUAUUUGCACAGUGAGGAUAGUAAGGUGCACGGGCCGAGGCUGGUGCAGGAUAAUUUCAAGGGGAAAUAUUUCGAGAAAGCGCCAUGUCUCAACAUAUCAAUCACUUGUUCCGAAACGUACAUGACGGUCGAAUACAACCCCAGCAUGAAUUUCAUGGGGCGCAUGUACAUGGAGGGCUACUCCGAAAACCUCGAAUGUUUCGCAAAAGGACACGGAAGCGAAAUCGUCGUCCUAAAACUACCGAUAAUUUCCGAACAGUGUGGAAUCAUCAAAGCUAUAGCCCCCGACAAUCGCACUUUACUAGCUGGGACCAUGAUUCUGCAAUACAACCCACUGGUACAAACCCAAGGCGACCGGAUUAUACGAGUUGGGUGUAUUUACGGGAACGAUAGUAAGGUGUUAUUGGGGACGGGGAUCACAAUUACCACGGCUCCUAGUCACGUCAGUCCUUUGAUUAAUUCAACGGGAUUUGCGGCGUCUCCGGUCAUCGAAAUGCUAGUUUUGGACGCGGAGACCCAGCGGGAAGUCAGCAGCACACAAAUAGGCCAGGAGUUGGAACUAAUCAUCGAGCUUAAGCAAGCCGAUGGUUCGCUGGAUAUUUGGGCAGGCCAUUUAGUCGCAAUGACUGAACAUAAUGACGAAUCAAUUAUAUUGUUAGACGAUCGAGGAUGUCCGACUAACAUCAAUAUUUUCCCGGCGUUGACUAAAGUCGCAACAAACGAUUCGAUUAAACUAAUUGCGAAAUUCCAGGCUUUUAAAUUUUCCUCCUCGCCCAUCGUCAGGUUCAGCGUGAUUGUACAGUUCUGCCCCGAAAGUUGUCCCCCGGUUGAUUGCGGCAACAAUGUCCAGUCGUUCGGCCGAAGAAAGCGCGAAAUUCAAGCGCGGGCUGUGUACACAAUCGAGGGCACGAAAGUCACAAAUGUGAACCGAACAGAAUUCGAAAAAGACCGAGCGAUUAUGAAAAUGCCGCUCGAGUUCAUUAUGAUCGUUCGCAACCCUGGUGCCAACUCCGAGCGACUGGUUUUAGGAGAUGGAAAAAUUCUAGUCGCCGGAUAUGAUUUUAUCUCAAACGAGGUUUGUUUGGACUACUCCUUGUUCAUAGGCCUCAUAAUAACGUGGAUCUUGAUCCAAAUCAUCUUCGUAACGUGUUGUAUCAUCCUAGUGCGACGAUACAAAAAAUACUACGAGCACGAAAGCACAACCCAGUCGUUGGAACAGUUGAAUAAAAACUUCGGAAUCGGCUUCAGCAACCUGGACAGCCGACGAGUGCAUUGGGCCGAUAACGGCGACUAUACAUGAUUUUUUAUUUUGUUACUAACUUAUUACAAUAAAAAUUAAGUGAUA
Messenger RNA from Tribolium castaneum (red flour beetle), 2280 nucleotides. RefSeq lists its product as uncharacterized. The transcript is spliced from 7 exons. Lineage: Eukaryota; Metazoa; Arthropoda; Insecta; Coleoptera; Tenebrionidae. The record is from RefSeq and is a predicted model, not a curated record. The coding region runs from base 133 to 2235 and encodes 700 amino acids.